This is a messenger RNA of Labrus mixtus (cuckoo wrasse), 2008 nucleotides long. RefSeq names its product glycosyltransferase 8 domain containing 1 (gene glt8d1). Lineage: Eukaryota; Metazoa; Chordata; Actinopteri; Labriformes; Labridae. The record is from RefSeq and is a predicted model, not a curated record. The transcript is spliced from 9 exons. Gene Ontology annotation, molecular function: glycosyltransferase activity. The coding region runs from base 499 to 1599 and encodes 366 amino acids. Gene Ontology annotation, cellular component: Golgi apparatus.
AAUCAUCCCAUUCUAUGUGUUUACAUUUUAAUUCGUGGAGUGAUUCAUUCAUUCAUAUAUAUAACGUAGUAAAGCAGUGUUUGAUUUUGAUUGGUUGGAAAAGGCAAGCUAAUUUAGUUUUACAAUCAGGCAUACGCAGGGGCACCUAUCACUAUGUGCAGAGCGGAUAAACUUGUUGAUGUUGAGUUGGCACUUUGGCUCAAGCGUAUAUUACCGUGCUAUUGCUUUUUUUGUCCUGUUUCAUUUUGGGAGCUGGUUUAAUUCCCUUGCUAAUAAUUUAAUAAUUAUAACACACUUAAAAGCCGACGUUUUGUGGCGUUAACGCUGUUGUGUUCAUGCGGUCUCCUAGCGGUGAAGCAGCAGCAAGUUGGGUUCAGCUCAGUCCAUUUAGCCAGCGGAUACCCUAGGCUGUCUUUGAGCUUCUAACGUGCUUUUAUUUGUUUUUGUUUUUAUUUUAUUUUAACAAGGCGUACUGGGUGCACGGAUGAGGCAAUUAUUAUGACAAUGAGGAAAGUAAACGUGGCCAUCCUUGUGCUGCUGGCUGUGGCCUUUCUAAUCAUAGUUCAACGUAAUCUCCUCAACCUCAGUGACUUUUUACACAAGGAACACCCAGAUGCGGGGAUGAUUCUUCCCUUUGAAUCGGAGCUGUCUCCUGACCUCGGACUGGAGCUGGUAAGAAAAGGAGAGGAGAUCCCUGUUCUCAUCACUGCUGCUGAGGAAAGACUUGGUUCUGUGAUUGCUGCCAUGAACAGCAUCUAUCAGAACAGUAAAGCCAAUAUUGUCUUCACCAUAGUGACUCUUAAUGACACGGUGGAUCACUUGAAAGUGUGGCUUAGUAAGACAAAGUUAAACAAUGUCAAUUACAAGAUAGUUAUUUUCAAGCCCGAACUUCUCACCGGAAAGAUAGCUAAAGAUCCUCAGACGCUGGAGGCUGCCAAACCAUUGACUUUUGCCAGGUUCUAUCUGUCGGCAUACAUACCAGAGGCAGAGAAAGCUAUCUAUCUGGAUGAUGAUGUCAUUGUACAAGGAGACAUCCAGGAUCUUUUUGAAACCCCCAUCAAACCCGGACAUGCAGCUGCUUUUUCAGAGGAUUGUGAUUCAGCUUCUGCCAAGGGCAUUGUUCGAGGGGCUGGCACUCAGAAUAACUACAUAGGGUUCCUUGACUUCAAGAAGGAGGCUAUCAAGAAGCUAGGGAUGAGGGCCAAUACAUGCUCCUUCAACCCCGGGGUCAUCAUUGCCAACCUGACAGAGUGGAGGAACCAGAACAUCACCCAGCAGCUGGAGCACUGGAUGGAGCUAAACACAAAGGAGGAUCUGUACAGUAAGACACUGGCAGAGAGUAUUACCACCCCUCCUCUUCUAAUUGUUUUCUACAAACGUCACUCCAGCAUCGACCCCAUGUGGCACGUCCGACACCUCGGUACAACAGGAGCUGGGAAUCGAUACUCUCCACAGUUUGUGAAAGCUGCAAAACUCCUCCACUGGAAUGGUCACUACAAGCCAUGGGGGAGAACAUCCUCUUUUUCUGAUGUCUGGGACAAAUGGUUUCUUCCAGACCCCACAGGGAAAUUUGUCCCUGUAAGAAGACACACAGACUGAUUAUUUGCUUUCCUGAAGGUUUUUUUUAUUUUUACCAGCCAAGCCAGCAGGACCAUACUUUGUGAUAUCUCAGGAACUACGGAUGGCCUUUUCUCUUGCCAGCCCUGUACUUAGGUUCUUUUAAUCUGUGUUCUCUCACAUUCCCUUUAACACAAAGUUCGCUUUUUUACUCCAUUUAGCUUAGCAUUUCUUACAGUAUAGUUAUUUUGCAUUUCUUUUGCCAAAAAAGGUAGAGCCUGUCACAUUUUUGAACUGUUACUUUUAAACGUUUCUGAUGAACCGUUGUUUCACUUAAGAGGCACAGACUGUUUCAUCCGUUGGUUACGACCUUAAUACACCUGUAUUCUCCAAUCCAACCAUGCGUUAUGUAGCUAGUAUUACAAUAUGCCAGGACAACCAUGUACAAUUU